Molecule: messenger RNA, 771 nt
Organism: Prorocentrum cordatum
Lineage: Eukaryota; Dinophyceae; Prorocentrales; Prorocentraceae
Source: the annotation of a GenBank genome assembly
AGCCUCGGAGGAGCGCCGGCGCCCGCCGCGGCUCGGGGUCGCGCGGCGCCGCCCCCGCUCCUGCGAUGUCGGCCAGCGGAGGCGGCCGCGCCGCGGGCUCCGGGCCUGCUGCUGGCCGCGGCUACGGCGACGGCGCUCCGGCGCCCUCUCCUUCUGCUGGUCCAAUGACCGCGCGCUCGCCCUCCGCCCCCGCGGUGGACUUCGAGGAGGCCGACUGGAGCACCGACAUCCUCGGCGACGAGGAGAGUACGAGCUCGAGCUCGAGCACGAGCUCCGAUUCCGAGUCCGACGGCGAGAACACGGUCGGCCUGAACACGAGGUCUGAGCCGGCCCAGGGGCGCAGAGGCUGGUGGUUUCUGUCUGGCGGCCCCGGCGUGACCCUCGACCCGGCCACGCUCAUCCGGGUGGGCUUUUGGUUCGGGGCCGCCGUUGCCCUCGGGGCCGCCACGGUGGCCGCUUCUGGGGUGCGGGACGUCUUUGCGGGCGACCACCCAUUUUGGCGGGAAUCGGAUGAAUGCGGGUUGGACGAAGGACGGAGUCUGAGAAAGAGGUGAGGAUCGAUGGGGAGGCCUGACGGCGUUCGUCGUGAGGCAAGGGAUCACCACGUACGGCUUCCGCCAGUUGUCGUAGGUUCCCAGCUGUUCUCCCGCCUCGGGAUACUCUGCGCCUCGUCGACUGCGUCCUGGAGGUGCCUGGAUCGUCCAAAACCGCCGCUGGUGGCCCGAGUUGUGACCCGAAAACAACCACAAGGCGCCAUGCCAGGAGGAGGAA